Messenger RNA from Lactuca saligna, 480 nucleotides. The record is from the annotation of a GenBank genome assembly. Lineage: Eukaryota; Viridiplantae; Streptophyta; Magnoliopsida; Asterales; Asteraceae.
AUGCAAUUAACAACCACGAAGAAACCUUCAACUAGUUCAAGACUAAAGCAAGAAGAAGAAACAGAGAUGGCGAUGCACGAUCAAUCAAAAACACCUCAACUUUGCAAAACGGGUUGCGGGUUUUAUGGAAAUCCAAAUACCCGAAACCUCUGUUCUGUUUGCUUUAACAUUGAGUUCAAGAAGGAGACAUGUAAACAUACGGAUACGAUUCUUGAUCAUGUGAAUGUAUUACCUGAUAAAAACCCAUCCAACAACAAUCAUCAAAGUCUUAACAUAAUCAAGACCAAGAACAGAUGCAGGGUCUGCAACAAACGGGUCGGGUUGAUAGGGUUUGGUUGUCGGUGUGGUCGGACUUUCUGUGGGUUGCAUCGGAUGCCGGAGGAACAUGCAUGUGAUUUUGACUUCAAAACCGCCGGCCGUGCGGUUUUGGAGGAACAAAACCCGGUUUGCGUUGCUGAUAAAUUGGAGAGUAGAAUUUAA